This is a messenger RNA of Hylaeus anthracinus, 4096 nucleotides long. RefSeq names its product probable beta-hexosaminidase fdl (gene fdl). NCBI's taxonomy places the organism in Eukaryota, Metazoa, Arthropoda, Insecta, Hymenoptera, Colletidae. Bases 180 to 2258 code for a protein of 692 amino acids. Gene Ontology annotation, cellular component: membrane. Gene Ontology annotation, biological process: glycosaminoglycan metabolic process; ganglioside catabolic process; carbohydrate metabolic process. Gene Ontology annotation, molecular function: beta-N-acetylhexosaminidase activity. The record is from RefSeq and is a predicted model, not a curated record. The transcript is spliced from 8 exons.
CCAGUCGAAGGGUUGAUUCCGCGAGUAGCGGGACGAAUCAAUCAGCGGACGGUACAUGGAACUUUACUCGUGGCGAGGGUUACGCUGAUCUGGCUAGUGAGGAAGCGGUCCUGCUGCAAGGUUAGUAUCGUACCGUUCGAGGACAAUAUCAUCCUGUUCGUUGAGCGUUUCUUUGCGAAAUGUGGAGUACAAAAAGGUGGCGUGACCUCGGGGAAUUUCGCGGGAAGGAAAGAAUGCGUCGGCGGAUUUAUAGUUUGUCCAGGCUCGCCAGGAUGGUGGGUAGCGUGCCCAGCGGAUGGAUGAGGAAAAUUCUCCUCUUCCUAGUCCUGCUGACUGGGGUCCUUCUCAUCGCCAUGUACGCACACGCUCCGCCGCUUGUUUCACUUCAGCCCUUCUCGUCGCGACGACUGAAGGAGUUGCAACGAGGCUUGGUUACUUUCCUGGUCGGUAAUGAAAGCACGAAGAGACCGGAGGAACGGCUCUACGAGUAUCUGGAAGAGCCUAGGACGUUUCAGAGCCCGUGGUCCUGGGCGUGCGUAUCUGGCCGCUGCGAGAGGAGAGCAGUGAGAUCCUCGCGCACCUCUCUGGCAAGCUGCAUCGCUCUUUGCGGCGGAAACAGUCGACUGCUUUGGCCCAGACCUACGGGAAACGUUCUUCUAGGCGAGGACAGCAUCAUCAUACACCACCAACAGAUAGAGCUCGUCACCAUCAACACCUACGAUCAUGAAACGAAGAAUCUGUUGGAGCACGCCAAGGAUGUCUUCAUCGGAAACGUGAGGAGCCUGGUGAAGGUAGCAAACGCAAAGAGCAGGUCAGGUUUGGACAGUUUCGUGAUAUAUAUAAGCGCUGGAAGCUCCCGACCGGUUGGACCAGGUUUGGAUACGGACGAGUCCUACACUCUGGAGCUGAUACCCAAAGGAAAAAUUUUGGAGGGUCGAAUAACCGCGAAGAGUUACUUCGGAGCGAGGCAUGGUUUGGAAACGCUUGGACAGAUGAUCUGGUGGGACGAAACCGCUGGAAGGGAGGGUGCUCUGAGGGUCCUGGCUCGCGCUUCCGUGGAGGAUAAGCCAACGUUUCCCUAUAGAGGACUCCUCGUCGACACUGGCAGGCAGUUCUUCCCCGUCGAACGACUGAAACGAGUGAUCGAUGGAAUGGCUGCCUCAAAGCUGAACACGUUCCAUUGGCACCUCACCGACUCGCAGAGUUUUCCCUUCGACUCGGCUCAGUUCCCCGAAAUGGCCAGAUGGGGCGCCUACAGCGGAGAUCAGAUCUACACGCCCGACGACGUCAAGGAUCUAGCGGAUUACGCGAGGAUCCGCGGCAUCAGGGUGCUGGUGGAGAUCGAUUCUCCUGCCCACGCGGGGGCUGGAUGGCAAUGGGGGACGGAGUACGGAUACGGGGAGCUGGCACUCUGCGUUGAUCAACAGCCAUGGUCGUCGUAUUGCGGCGAGCCGAAUUGCGGCCAGUUGAAUCCCAUCAACGAGCACUCCUACAGAAUAUUGGAGGGGCUGUACAGGGAGCUGCUGGACCUGACCGAGAUCCGCGAUAUCGUGCAUCUUGGCGGCGACGAGGUGAACCUGGACUGCUGGGCACAGUACGGGAACAUAACGGCAGCGAUGCAGGCGCAGAACAUGACGGAUCACCACGCCAUGUGGGCUGAAUUCGAGACCAAAAUGCUGCAGAGGCUGGUCAAGGCCAAUCGCGACGAGACGCCAAAGGCCGUGAUCCUGUGGAGUUCUCCAUUGACGAAGAGGCCUUACAUAACGAUGUACUUCGAUCCUAAGGUCCACGUGAUUCAAUCUUGGGGCGGAAGUAACUGGCCAGAAACGACGGAUCUUCUGGACGAUGGAUUCAGGGUGAUCUUGUCGCACGUGGACGCUUGGUACUUGGACUGCGGUUUUGGGAGAUGGAGGGAAACCGGGGAAGCCGCCUGCGGCGAGUACCGUACCUGGCAGACGGUCUACAAUCAUCGUCCCUGGAGGGAUUACCCUCAGCAGCAUCUGAAUCUAGUUCUCGGCGGGGAGGCAGCGAUCUGGAGCGAGCAGACCGGUGACGCGUCUCUAGGACCUCGACUAUGGCCUAGGGCGUCAGCUCUCGCCGAAAGAUUAUGGAGCGACAUGCCAACCAACGGCUACUCCACGGACGAAAACGUGUACACUAGGCUAGCCGCUCACAUGGAGCUUCUCGCGAGUCGGGGAUUGAAGACGGAGGCUAUGUGGCCCCAGUGGUGUUCUCAGAAUCCCGGGAAAUGUCUCUGACCAUUCGUUAGCUCGAAACUGAUCGCUGAAUCGUUCAAUUCGAAUCGUAGUUGCGAUGGUCUCUUGGAAGGGAAACGUUGCAAGAAGCGAUUCCGUUCGCCAUCUUCGGAUCACCUGGCGCGAUUGGAUACCGUCUCCGUGCCACUCUGUAACAUCCAUGAUGGCAGAAGCUCGUCGCGUGUCGCGAUCGUGACGAGCGCGAUGUUACCGAGCCACCGAAUAUCGGUAGUUCCCCGAUAACGUUUCUGUAAUUUCGAAUAACAAGUAAUCGUUCGUGUACCGGUAGGGCUGUCAAUGGUGCAACGUCGAUCCAACGUUGAUUACGUGGGAAACGUAAGACGACCUAGAGACGUGGAGAAAUAAAUAAUACUCCUGAGAACGUGUCUAGGCGACACGAUAGAGCACCGAUCAACAGUCGAUAGACUAAAUUCCUUGAGAACUCGCGUUGAGUGCGUGGCACGAAGGGUUGGGUUAGAAAGGAGAUGUAGUUUAGUGGAGAUUUACUUAACGAAGAGAGAAGGGAAGGAACUUUUCGAGCGUUUCUCUGGUUUGCCAAAGAAUCACAGGCACAAUACAGUCAUCUUUCUUGUUUUCAUGGAAAAGGGCGCGGACUACUCGAUACUCCUGAUCGUAUGGGAUACAUGACAUAAAACACUAUGGUAAAUUAACGUCAAUUUCGAGAAUUCACGAGCGCGGGUCUCGCGUAAACGCUCUGUUGUAGCUCGAUGCCAUACUUUUCGUUCGAAGUGCCUUUCCAAUUGUAAUCUACUCGUGGCGCGUGAUGCUGCAUCGUUGUUGUUGCACGAUUCAAGCGUAAACAUCGUGCCCGUUCCUAAGUGUCUCGGAUACCGAGAGUAUCAUCGUCCCUCACAGGUUCGGUAUUUAGGACAAAAAUUGGACAGCGUCCAUAUAGCAGGUGCCUCGGCUAACGACACCUCUUUGAAUAUCUUUUUAACCCAAAUUUCAUUUAAAACAAUCCCCACAAAUAACAAUGCCUUCAUAUUCCAAGCCUCGCAAUACCACUGAGCCUUCAAGCACGAGAAUAAACUCAAUCCUAAUUCCUGUUAAUAAACUUGCUUGAACUCUACAAUUCACAAUAAUAGGAAAAUCAUUUAACGAAUGAACUCAUCCCACAGAUACCAGUCUAAUAAAGUAUAAAUAAAGAUGCUCAGAGCGGUGACGUCACGUGAGACACCCUGUACAAACCCUAAACUGCGAAGACAUUUAACAAAAGAGCAUAAUUCUUCACCUCGAUUCCUUUGGUAUUCGUCUCGUCAGAGAACAAGCAUACCAUCUCGUCGGACGACACCGAAAAUAGAAAAUGGAGCCAUUCGCGCAAGCUUCUUUGUUUAAACUGCCAAGUCUAGAUUCUACGUAGAAUUCAUUAAAGAUUCGGAGAAGAGCGAUGUCGUUUGCAUUAGGCAAUUUACGCUAGCGAAUCGAUGAUUCAUUGGUCACUCAUGUUCAUUAAAACAAUACAGGUGUUUCGAUAUUGGCGAGAUUUGUUUCAACAAUCAUUCGAACAAGUCGCACGAAUGGCUACUAUUUCUUAUUGUUUGCCAAUAUUGAAUCCAUUGCUGAAGCAAGAUUCGCCAUUGAGGAAACAUGAUGUACAUUACCAACGGGUGCGGGAGUUUUAUGAAAGGAUUUUAAGAACAGAGAAGAUAGGAAUAUGAGAUUCUCACUUUGCUUUUUGCACCUAGAGAGGUACAAAAUAGGCGUGGAUUGGAAACUACAGAGAACUUUAUUUGAUAUACGUUGCGUACACAUAAAUUCAUUUUAAAGCGAUACAUGAUUGUAAAAAGUUUUAUCGACAUGCGGGUAACACUAUCAAAAUU